Thlaspi arvense is the source of this 452-nucleotide messenger RNA. The record is from the annotation of a GenBank genome assembly. NCBI's taxonomy places the organism in Eukaryota, Viridiplantae, Streptophyta, Magnoliopsida, Brassicales, Brassicaceae.
UUCUAUAAGAAGAAGAAACCCGCAAGAAAGCUCCUUUCAUGGCGGAUUCAAGCUCUUUACUCCCUCCUCUUUGCGAAAGGAUGUCAUGCAACAGAUUUGUUCCAAGAGCUUUGGAUCUCACGAUUCUUGGACUUCUCUGUUCACUUCUCUUGUACCAGAUUCUACAUAUAAACCAAAACGGUACAGUUUGGGUCAUGGCUUUCCUUCGUGAAUCUAGUUUCUUUUUCAUGUGGCUACUUUUUUCCAACGUGAUAUGGAGUCCUGUUAAACAUAAACCUUAUCCAGAUAGACUUGACAAAAGGUUGCAGGAUGUUGUGUGCAGGCUGCAAAAUGCUGUUGGCAGGAUGCAGAAUGUUGUACUAGACUAUGUUGGACGCAUGCUGAAGGAUGGUAGGAAUAGUUUGAAAGAUGUUGGAAGCAUGCUGUUGAAUAAAGCAUGCAUGGUUGUGUAA